Messenger RNA from Beta vulgaris subsp. vulgaris (sugar beet), 696 nucleotides. RefSeq lists its product as uncharacterized. The coding region runs from base 1 to 696 and encodes 231 amino acids. The record is from RefSeq and is a predicted model, not a curated record. NCBI's taxonomy places the organism in Eukaryota, Viridiplantae, Streptophyta, Magnoliopsida, Caryophyllales, Amaranthaceae. The transcript has a single exon.
AUGGUAUAUUGUUCAAAUGAUCUUGCUGAAAGAAUGGUAAUGUGGGAGGAUUUGAAGAGAUUGAAGAUAAGAAAUGAACCUUGGGUAAUUUGUGGGGACUUCAACAAUGUGGUUAACUUCAAUGAGAGAGUGGGAUCUAAUGUGACUCUCCAUGAGGUGGAAGGGAUAAGAAGAUGUCUGUGGGACUAUGAGGUGCAGGAUAUGGUGAGUGUGGGUCCUUUCUACACUUGGUCAAAUAAGCAAGAGGGGGAAGAGAGGGUCUAUUCGAAAAUAGAUAGAGUGUUUGUGAAUGAAGGAUGGAUGAUGGAAUUUAAAGGAGCAAAGGCACACUUCCUUCCUGAGAGUAUAUCUGAUCAUACUCCAUGCAUCAUACAUUUUGAAGAUAAUCAGGGUGGGGCCUCAAAGGUGUUUCGAUUUUUCAAUAUGUGGACACAAGCAGCUGAGUUUAAGGCCAUUGUGAUGAGAGGUUGGCACAAACAAUAUACAGGAUGUGCUAUGUUUAAAGUAGUGAGGAGAUUGAAGGGGUUAAAAGGGGACUUGAAAGAGUUAAACAAGAAGAAAUUCUCUAAUAUAGAGAAUGAGGCAGACCUGGCUUAUAAAGAGCUAAUUAGCAUCCAGAAACAGCUGCACUCAGACCUGAGAAAUCAAGAGUUGCAGGCAAGUGAAAGUCAAGCUAGAAGGAAAUAUUUGCACUGA